CUCGCAAAGUCCAUUUCCUACAGGCUGUGAUUGGACUGUUCGACAAGUAUUGCAUGCGAUUGCUGUACGCCUGUGCAUCAUUCUCCACCAGUCGCUCCUGCAAGACCUCGCGCAUCACCCGCCCCACAACCCUAGUGCUGCUGGAGUUUCGCGCUCACGUGCAAUAAUUCAGGCCAAUGCACGGGCCAUGCAGACAUCCUUAAAUUCCCUCGUUUCCCCUCCUGUCGGCGGAGGAAUUUCUUUGCACAUACACGCUACCUGGUAAGACUGUAUCUCCAACAAGCGCACACUGUCAUGUCGCAUGCACAGGCUACAUAUUAUACGUCUUCCGACGGCAAAACAUACACCACUGACGGGAAAUAUGUACUCGCCGGCAAUCAGUGGGAAGCACGUACGGGCUCUACCAACACUAGUAGUUCUGCCAGCCAGUCGCAAACAUCACUUGGACACGUUUCCGGCCAGAAUCUUACUGCAGCCAUGCUUGCACCGUUUGGGAUGACUGCUCCCUCCCAUAUCGUGCCGCCGCAGACUUCGGGGAAUGAGAAUUGGCGACCAACCGGGCAGCGAGCUGUGCCAUCUAUUGAUGUACUACCAGCUGUACGAGCUGCCAAGAAUGGUCAUCCUUGGAUGAGGGCUUAUGUGAAUUCUUUCGACCAAGUCACAGGUCGAACCGGGUAGCGCAUUUUCAAUGGGCUAAACAUAUUGGAGGGUGUGAUAAGAUGCAGUCAAUGUUUGUAAUUAGAAAUGGUUAUCUCUGGCGAACUCUAACAAUACUUUAUCCUUUACGC
Molecule: messenger RNA, 788 nt
Organism: Pseudovirgaria hyperparasitica
Lineage: Eukaryota; Fungi; Ascomycota; Dothideomycetes; Acrospermales; Acrospermaceae
Exons: 2
Coding region: 295-678 (127 amino acids)
Source: RefSeq, a predicted model, not a curated record